Molecule: messenger RNA, 1278 nt
Organism: Tetrapisispora phaffii CBS 4417
Lineage: Eukaryota; Fungi; Ascomycota; Saccharomycetes; Saccharomycetales; Saccharomycetaceae
Gene: ABD1
Product: mRNA (guanine-N7)-methyltransferase
Exons: 1
Coding region: 1-1278 (425 amino acids)
Biological process (GO): 7-methylguanosine mRNA capping
Cellular component (GO): nucleus
Molecular function (GO): mRNA 5'-cap (guanine-N7-)-methyltransferase activity
Source: RefSeq, a predicted model, not a curated record
AUGUCCGCCAGACCUGAUAAACCAGUGUGGAUGUCCCAAGAGGACUAUGACAAGCAGUAUGGUAGUGUUACAGAUGAUAUUGUAACUGAAUCUGUUGCUAAUCAGGGUACGGUUGAUAAAUCUCAUCAUGAGGCUACUAAAGAAUAUGGGAGGAAUCGUGAGAACUUUCAAGAUUCUUAUCAAGAACAAGCUACUAAAAACAAUAGGGGAAACCACCAAAGAAGACAUCAGAGAUACGAUGAAGAAGAAAGAAGAAAGAGGGCUAGAACUCAGCAAUUACGUGAGGAACAGCUUAAGAGACAUGAGAUUGAAUUGGCAAGUCAAAAGGAAAAAAAUGUUGAUCAAUUAGUUAUUAACCAUUAUAAUGAGAGGACGUAUAUUGCUAAUAGAUCGAAGAGAAACCUAUCACCUAUUAUUAAACUUCGUAAUUUCAAUAAUGCAAUUAAGUUUAUGCUAAUUGAUAAAUUUACGAAACAACAUAAUGUUGUACUGGAGCUUGGUUGUGGUAAAGGUGGUGAUUUGAGAAAAUAUGGUCAAGCAAGCAUUUCUCAAUUCAUAGGUAUUGAUAUAUCAAAUGCAUCCAUUGAAGAAGCACAAAGAAGAUAUAAAACUAUGAAAAAUUUGGAUUAUCAAGUUAUAUUGAUAACUGGUGACUGUUUCGGUGUUUCACUAGGAGAAUUACUUGAACCAUUUCCUCAAUGUAGGUUCCCUUGUGAUGUUGUUUCAGCGCAGUUUUGCUUACAUUAUGCUUUUGAAACUGAGGAAAAAGCCAGAUGCACAAUGCUUAAUAUUACUAAAUCAUUAGCUAUUGGAGGUUGUUUUUUUGGAACUAUCCCUGAUUCAGAGUUUAUUCGUUAUAAACUGAAUAAAAUAAGUAAAGAUGUGGAAAAGCCUUCUUGGGGAAACUCCAUUUACAAAGUCACAUUCGCAAACAAUGAAUAUCAAAAGAAUGAUAACGAGUUUCCAUCACCGUAUGGUCAGUUGUAUACGUUUUGGUUGGAAGAUGCUAUUGAUAAUGUGCCUGAGUAUGUGGUACCUUUUGAGACUUUAAGAAGUUUGGCGGAUGAAUACGGGAUGGAAUUAGAAUUGCAAUCUCCUUUCAAUAAAUUUUUUGUCGAUGAAAUACCCAAUUGGAUGCACAGAUUCUCUCCUAAAAUGAGAGAAGGUUUGCAAAGAUCAGAUGGAAGAUUUGGUAUUGAAGGUGCUGAAAAGGAAGCUGCCGCAUAUUUCUACACAGUUUUUGCCUUUAGAAAGGUGAGAGAUGUAAACAUGGAAUGA